Molecule: messenger RNA, 2569 nt
Organism: Frankliniella occidentalis (western flower thrips)
Lineage: Eukaryota; Metazoa; Arthropoda; Insecta; Thysanoptera; Thripidae
Exons: 5
Coding region: 188-1450 (420 amino acids)
Biological process (GO): apoptotic DNA fragmentation
Cellular component (GO): mitochondrial inner membrane; nucleus
Molecular function (GO): metal ion binding; single-stranded DNA endonuclease activity; RNA endonuclease activity
Source: RefSeq, a predicted model, not a curated record
UCCAGCAGCAGCCACCGCCUCGUAGUCUUUGCCGCGACGCAGCAGCCGACAGAGUCGUCGUCCCUCCAGCCCCCGCCCCGCCCCGCCGCGACACUCUCCACGACGACGACCGCAGGACGACGCUGACCACCACGACGACGCCUCGCCCCGCCCCGCCAGCAAGAGCGCCCAGCCCCUCGGCUGUGACAUGCUCCUCAGGAGCCUCGCCGCCGCGGCCGUCGUGCUGGUGCUGAGCUUCUCGUCGCCGCGGAGCGCGCUCGCCCGCUCCCUCGACGCCAGCGCAGGAUGCUCGCUGUCCGUGGAGGGCGGCUUCACCGGCCGCAGCACGGCGCUGCUGGUGGACACGCGGAGCCGGCCGCCCUCCUGGCUGAUGCCGACCCGCAUUAACCGCAGCAAGGUGCUGCUGCUGGACCGCGGCCAGACCUUCGUGGCGUCCUGCCCGGGCUCCAGGAACCAGGUGAUCGGGCUGCUGCACCAGCACGGCGAGCUCGAGUGCGACGGCGGCGCCCUCCGCGCCGUGGCGUCCAGCAUCCCGAAGGCCGUCAACAGCCGCGACCUGACGUGCAAGAAGCCCGCCCACGCCGAGCUCAGGCCGGGCAGCAAGUGCAGCGAGGGCGGGCGCUGGUUCAACGUGGGGUUCAACGUGUCCGGCGCGGGCUUCCUGCCGCUGUUCGGCGUGUGCCACAACGUGGACCUGGGCUCCACGUUGUACGCCGCCCACCGGCUGCACGGCGCCUCCAUCGACGCCGCCCAGGACGAGUCCAAGAGGCCGGCGUUCACGCAGGGACUCAGCGACCUGUUCGUCGGCUACAGUCCUGACGACGCCUACAAGAAGAGCCGGCAGCAGGCCACGCUGAUGCAGCUUCUGGGCGUGAAGCGCGCCAAGGAGGUCCUGGACGUGUCCACCCUCGUCCGCGGCCACCUCAGCCCCGACGGGGACUUCCUGUGGGCACCCCACCAGUGGGCUACUUACUUCUACGCUAACGUCGCCCCCCAGUUCUCCUCGAUCAAUGGCGGCCACUGGAAGGUGGUCGAGAACCUUGCGAGGAAGUUGGCAUCGCAGAUGCAGGCCGAGCUGAUGGUCUACACGGGCACACACGGUGUGCUAACACUUACGAACAGUGACGGCAAGAAGGUGGCCAUCUACUUGGAGCCCAACAAGCGCAAGAUCCCGGUCCCGGAGCACAUCUGGAAGGUCAUCUACCACCCCGCCAACAAGAGCGGGAUCGCCCUGGCCGUCGCCAACAACCCGACGCUGAGCGGGCGGGACCGGGGCGCGUCGCACCUCUGCGAGGACAAGUGCGCUGAGCACGGCUGGCCCAAGGACCUCCUCAAGGACGUCCGGAAGGGCCUGGUCGUCUGCUGCACCAUUCAGCAGCUCAAGCAGGCCGGGGUGCGCCUACCCGCCAGCAUCCGCGCCGAGAAGGUGCUGAGAGGGCCGACCCGAUGAGAAGCCCCCGAGCGCCGUGAUCCCCACCACGCCUUUGCGCCGCAGGUUCGAGUCGCGCCUUGGAGCUUUUACGUACGAUCGCUAUCACCUAGAGAAGUAAAGUGAAUGCCUUGAUGACUCGAACCACAAAAUCACACGUUCAUUGGAGCAAGAGAUCUAUCAUCAAUAUUCUCUUUCAAAUUGUUCCUUCAGGCAAUUUUCAGCAACCCCUUCGCAAGUCCACUUUUUUACUUAAAAUUUUUUGAAUUCUUAAUUGAACAAAAAGACACCAACAUCUGAAGAAUUCUUUCAUUACGAUGUGAGAUGAUAUGUUGCUUACUGAGAUAGUCACUGUGGUGUUAGCAGCCAGCUGUACAGAUUGUACUGUCUGUUGCUUUUGAUAACUUAAUUUUUCUGACUGAAUUCUGAUCUUUUAUGAGGAAAGCAACAUUGCUUUUCUGUUAUAAGUCCCAACUUUUAGCCCUCAAAUUUAUUAGGAUGCACUGAAUGCCAAUCCAGCAUUCUCAGAACUGAGAUUAGCUAUAAAUUUGAGCAAGGUAGAGACAUGGAAAAUAACAAGCAAUAUCACCUAUACAAUUCCAAUGUCACUGUGAGCAAACCUAGAUGAUCUGUUUUAAAGCCUGCAGUAUUUCUUAGUUUGCUCUUCCAUUAGGUUUAAAAAAUGUUUUCAAAGCAAACACUGUGGUAUGUUGCAAGUAGUUAUUUAUUUCAUGAGUACAACAAAGUGAACAGAACUGUCAUGAAAUCAGACUCAAAUUCAUAAAUUACUCUUGCUUGUAUGACUUCUACACUGCUUCCUAUUUGAAAUUUUUGAACAUAAUAGUCAACAGGAUUCAAUGUGCUAAUCAGCAAAAAUGGAUCCUCAAAAUUGUCUUAUGCCUAAAGGGCAUCAACAUCUGACCACAUAAAAUCAAACAAGAAAAUAAUUCCUGGUAACCAACUGAUACAGCACAACAUUUGUACUACUAAUGUGAUGUCAUGACACCUUCUGAUACCCCACAAAAAUCUAUUGCAUGUACGUAGAAAUCACAUUCAGAACUUAGGAAUGACAUUUCUCCUCUAUCAUGCAGAUAUUUAUUGUUGUUGUUUUUGUAAUACAUACAAUAAAUUUUAAUGUUA